UUGUGAUCUUCAUCUUCAGGGCUAUAAGGCCUUAUGGGUCACAAAUAGAGUUUGGCCUUUAACUUCAAUCUGAACCCAAGGCAGCUAGCUAAGCAUAAGCAACACGAGUUGUAAAACGCGGGAACGCAAAAGCGCGCGGGAGGAAAUGCUGCUGAGUACCAGUAACCUACAGUUUUCUCGGUGGACUUUCUUCAAACACCUUACGCCACGGAAAUUCAAAUUAGCUCCACCACUCUGUCAGCACAAAUCCGUAGCCACUCUCUCUCACUUCGGAAUCCUAACCUCCCGCCAGAAAGACCAGAUUCAUCUCUACGUCGAAACUCUUCUUCAAUGGAACAAGCGCAUGAAUCUCACCGCUGUUAGAGAGGUAAAUGAAGUGAUGGAGAGGCACGUGGAGGAUUCCCUCGCGAUUUUGCCUCCGCUCAGCGACUGUUACCGCUCGCACUGCAGCGCUUCGUGCGAUAAGCUGAGUCUCGUCGAUGUCGGAACCGGCGCUGGCCUUCCCGGAGUAGUUCUGGCCAUAGCUCGCCCUGAGUGGGAUGUAACGCUGAUGGAGUCUAUGAACAAGCGGUGCGUCUUCUUGGAGCACGUUGUCGGUGUUAUCGGUUCCUCAAACAUUAAAAUUGUAAGAGGAAGAGCAGAGAGUUUAGGGCAGAAUCCUUGCUUCAGAGAGCAAUUUGACAUAGCAGUGGCCAGGGCGGUUGCUGAAAUGAGAAUAUUAGCUGAAUAUUGUCUUCCUUUGGUUCGUGUCGGUGGGUUGUUUAUUGCUGCCAAGGGUCAUGAUCCUGAGGAUGAAAUUAAGAAAGCUGAAAGUGCCAUCCAGAAGGUGGGUGCAUCUCUAUUGCAAGUAUGCUCAGUGGAAUCGCAAAGUCCAUAUGGUCAACGAACUGCUGUCGUAUGUUCAAAGGAUCGUCCUACCCCAAUGAAAUAUCCCCGUGAUCCAGGUACACCAGCUAAAGAGCCAUUAUAACCAAGUUGAUGCUAAUUGUGUUGGCUGCUUUUAUUUUAUUUAUUUUUUCUUGCCAUUCCUAUCACUAUUCUUGAACCAACUUGAAACAUUUUGCUACCAAGAGAGGCCAGCUGUGUACAACAAUGUAAUGUGCGCCAGUGUUUAGGUUUUUAGUUCAUAUUAAGCUUUGAUAAUUUCUACUGAUUCGACAUUAUUCGGAAUUUAUCUUUCUAUGAUGCCACUUUGCCUGCA
Glycine soja is the source of this 1201-nucleotide messenger RNA. Its product is annotated as ribosomal RNA small subunit methyltransferase G. The record is from RefSeq and is a predicted model, not a curated record. NCBI's taxonomy places the organism in Eukaryota, Viridiplantae, Streptophyta, Magnoliopsida, Fabales, Fabaceae. Gene Ontology annotation, cellular component: cytoplasm; cytosol. The transcript is spliced from 7 exons. The coding region runs from base 146 to 970 and encodes 274 amino acids. Gene Ontology annotation, molecular function: rRNA (guanine-N7-)-methyltransferase activity. Gene Ontology annotation, biological process: rRNA processing.